This is a messenger RNA of Aspergillus melleus, 1314 nucleotides long. RefSeq lists its product as uncharacterized. The transcript is spliced from 6 exons. Gene Ontology annotation, biological process: amino acid transmembrane transport. Gene Ontology annotation, cellular component: membrane. Bases 1 to 1314 code for a protein of 437 amino acids. The record is from RefSeq and is a predicted model, not a curated record. NCBI's taxonomy places the organism in Eukaryota, Fungi, Ascomycota, Eurotiomycetes, Eurotiales, Aspergillaceae. Gene Ontology annotation, molecular function: amino acid transmembrane transporter activity.
AUGGCCACCGCUAUCCCCGUGUCGGGCUCCUUCACCGAAUAUGCGCAACGCUUUGUGGAUGACUCACUUGCCUUUGCCUUGGGAUGGGCGUAUUGGUAUUUAUGGGUGACGAUCCUUGCAAAUGAGUAUAAUGCCAUCUCUCUCGUAAUCGGCUUUUGGACGGAUGCAGUUCCCCAAUGGGGCUGGAUUCUCAUCUUCUGGUUCUUGUUCCUCGGUCUGUCGAACCUGGGUGUGCUGGCAUAUGGCGAGAUGGAGUUUUGGCUGUCCCUAAUCAAAGUUUUGGCGCUCAUUGCCUUCUUCAUUCUUGCCAUUUGUAUCAGCACUGGAGGUGUGGGUCCUGGGCCCAUUGGGUUCAAAUACUGGCGUGAUCCUGGGGCAUUCGCAGAUUCCAUCAACGGCGUUGCGAAGACCUUUGUCGUCGCUGGAACACUAUAUGCGGGGACGGAAAUGGUCGGCGUCACUGCCGGAGAGUCGUCAAACCCACAGAAGGCUGUUCCCACCGCUAUCCGACAGGUCUUUUGGCGGAUCUUGAUCUUCUAUAUCGGCACUAUGUUCUUUAUUGGGAUUCUCCUCCCAUACAGCGAUGAGCGACUGUUAGGCUCGAGCUCAGACGCAGCCAGCUCACCCUUAACCAUUGCGCUCAAAGAUGCCGGCAUUCUUCCAGCGGCCCACCUGAUCAACGCCCUGAUCGUUAUCAGUGUCAUUUCUGCCGGAAUCGGCUCCUUAUAUGCCGCAUCGCGAACAAUGGUCUUCAUGGCGCGCAAUGGCAAAGCCCCGCGAUUUAUCGGUCGCACUAACGCUGCCGGCGUACCCUGGGUAGCAUUGAUAUUCACCAACAUCUUCACCUGCAUCGUAUUUCUUACUCUCUCAUCGGGCGCCAGCAAGGUCUUUACGGCCUUGAUUACUCUGUCGGGUGUGUCAACAUUCAUCGUUUGGUCUGUCAUCAGUCUGGCGCAUAUCCGAUUCCGAAACGCGAUGGCGGUGCAAGGGGAUGAUCCCGCUCGACUGCCCUUCCGAGCGGCGUUCUAUCCUUGGGGCACGUACCUUGCUCUGGCGGGCAACAUCUUCUUGAUUUUCUUCCAGGGAUAUACGGCGUUUCUGAACCCUUUCAGCGCGGACGAUUUUGUCGUCAAUUAUAUCUUGCUUCCGGUGUUCGUUCUGUUCGCGGUAGUUUACAAGUUUUGGAACAAGACGAAGAUUGUCAAGUUGGAGGAGAUGGACAUUUGGACUGGAAGGAGGGAGCUGGUGGAAGAAGGAGAUUUUGGGAAGGCAGCAACGUGGAGGUCAAGGAUGAAAGAUGUCAUUGUGGGAUGA